CAUAGCUGUCGAUGUCUAGUCAAUGCAAAUCAAGGAACAGGAACCUGUCAAAGAAAUAGACCUUGGCCGACCUCUUCUGCCAACAAUACCUACAGACUGGUCUUUCCACCAGAAUCAAAAGGAGAGAAAUUUGUCUUUGUUGUAGGAGACUCUCAUCUAAGGGCUAUUGUGGAUGGAUUUGCUCCUAUUAAAGCAGAUGGUCUUUACUUUGGAUUCUUGGCCGUCCCUGGAGGAGCAGUGUUGGACCUGAGAACCGAGCUCCUCAAUGCGGUCAUCCCACACAUCCCUGAUGUAGUUUGUUUGUUAGCUCCAAGCAACACUUUGAGGAGAAGGACUGUUGUCAGUGAAGCUGGGAAACAGUUUGAAAAGCUCCUAACAACUGUUUGCACACUCUUUACAAAGGUGUUUGUGUUGGAUUUCCCUCCAAGACUUGACGUGGAUCCUCAGGUUCAGUCUCUUCUACGACAAGAAUUCCACAGAGUAUCAGUGCAGUUGGGUGUGUCAUACAAAUCAGUUGCUGAGCUGUUUUCGAUGAGUAAACUGCACCUGUGGAGCAGAGAUGGUGUACACCUUAGUGAUGAUGAUGGGAUGAAGAUCCUAACUAAAGCUAUCUAUGAGACCUCAGAUGAGCAGAUUCCCAAGCCAACUGCUAAGACCAAAGUGACGCCCAUCAUGUCACACUCUCCUCCAGAGUUGCUUUGUACACCUGAUGUUCCAGUUAUGGCCCCACAAAACCCCUUUGAAUGGAAGGUUGUUGGAUCUUACAAGAGGGCUUCUCCAACUUCAAGCCAACAUGAAAGCUGUGCUUCACCAAAGAAAGCACCACGUCUACAGGUGGAAGAAGAAAUGGAGGAGUUUUCUGUGGAGCUGAAUCCAAAGUGGUUGGAUGAUGACAUGCUGGGAAUCUUGGGGGACGGCAACACAUCAACUUUUGAAGAUGCUUCUACUGCACCAUUUCAAAAAACAAAGAGCUGUGACAGAGUAGUGCCUGGUGAGGAAACUGUCUCCAACAACGCGUUGGCUGCACAUGUUAAAGAAGAGUCUCCUGAAGAACAGAGUCCUGAGGGGGAGCAGCAGGAGUCAGAGCCCCUCCACAUAAAGGAGGUACCCGGGGCCCGUCAGGAAGGAGAGCAGCUCCUUGUGAAGGAGGAGACUGAUAGCAGCUUUCCAUUAACUGCACCUCCUAUCAACAGUAAGGAUCGUUUAGUUUGUUUGUGUCCCGUGUGUCAGCUAAUGGCCAAAGCUAACUAAGCUAACUUCAUUAGUGUCCAUCAGAGAAAAUAUUCCCCUCCCUCCACAUGAGCUGAGCAGAUUCUUUUAAGAAAGUAAAGAUGUGACCAGGAGCGGGUUCGGGUUGAAGUUGAAGUGUUGUAAUUCAGCCCAGUAGCCUGGUUAGCAGAGGGUUUUGAUCU
Fundulus heteroclitus (mummichog) is the source of this 1412-nucleotide messenger RNA. RefSeq lists its product as uncharacterized. The record is from RefSeq and is a predicted model, not a curated record. The transcript has 10 exons. Lineage: Eukaryota; Metazoa; Chordata; Actinopteri; Cyprinodontiformes; Fundulidae. Bases 532 to 1251 code for a protein of 239 amino acids.